CGCGAAUUGAUACCUGACUGCGGGGGCGGGGUACACUUACGUCAAACCGUCUGCGACAAAGCCGAACAUGGUCGCAGUUGUUGGGGUAUCUUCUUGAGAUGUCGGUGUUUAGGUGAUAGAUGCAGGCCUGAGACUUGCAGGUAGCGAAAGCUCAAGCCUCACGGAUACGCGGGCGGAGGUGUGGAGUGGCUCAGCCAGAUGAUCCAUGGGAUGUACGUCAGUCGGUCAAGAGCGGCGCGCUAUCCGCUUUCGGUCCUUUGAAAUAUGUCUCAAGACACCGGACUCGUGCAAACUCAGAUCCUAGUGGUUGUGCAAUACUUAGGCAUCAUCCAGGUGAUGUUCACUGUCGCGACUUUCUCGAACCCGCGUUGCGAACGCGUACUGAUCGGACAACGCCUGAGCAGCACCAACCACCACCACCACUACCACCAACAACACAUCAACUUUCCGAAUUGGUCCCUCACUUGGUGGCUCCGAAUCGUCCCAACAUCAUCACGGCCCCUUCUCAUACCAAAUUGCGCAGACAUGGAAUUUGAUUCUAUUCCGAUCUAUAUCGCAAAGCAUGUAGCCAGCGACUGUUUCUCUCGUCUCGUUAUGAAAUUGCGUUUGAGGCCCCACUGCGUCUGUCUUGUCUCCAUAGCGCCUAUGUCCGAUACUUCUACCGCGUCUACGGCACUGAUCUUGCAACUAUCCGAUAUGAUACGAUGCAGAAAACUCCAAGACGCUUCUUAUGCUGCCAUGGCUGCCAAGAGACCGCUUAUCAUUACCAGGAGCUCGACAACAGCUAACCACCCCGCAUUUGCAGCCGUUGUCGCCGUUGACAUCAUCCCGCUUUUGUCCGUGCAGUGGGGGAAAGCAACUAUCGUGAACAUAAAUCUGCGGCACAGGUUACGUAAAUCAGCUAUCUUCUUUCGAGUACCAAACCAGCUUUCUUGGCGGGCAACGAGUUCCUUGGCUUAUGCUUGUAGUUCGUCGAUCUUCACUGACAGUCCAGUGAAACAGUCUCGAAUGCAUUUCAUAGAGGUAGCUCCUCUUGGCUCCAACUAGAAAACGGUGUUUUGCCUACCGAGGAGUGAUGUACCAAAUGCCGAGCGACGUAUGCCAACUAUUAAGGAUCAAAUCUUGCAUCCAACCCUGUCGUUCGAGAAGUUGAGGCAAUGCGGGUUAUGAUUAGAGCGGAA
Molecule: messenger RNA, 1181 nt
Organism: Alternaria alternata
Lineage: Eukaryota; Fungi; Ascomycota; Dothideomycetes; Pleosporales; Pleosporaceae
Exons: 4
Coding region: 265-1047 (260 amino acids)
Source: RefSeq, a predicted model, not a curated record